AAUCUAAAAUCUUCCACUCACUUGUCCAGGCAUUUCUAGACAAUCCAGAACUUAAAAAUGAAGUCUUUCUCACUGACUUGUUUCGUAUUGGCCUCAGUGGCUUUGGCAUCGGCCUUGAAGGUCCCAAAGGACGCCUUGCACGCAGAGUGCUCCGUCACGUGGACCGUUAAUGAGGCUUGUGAGUCGUCUCAAGAAAAGAUCAUUGACCAAAUCAAUGCUUGGGACAAUGAGGACUGUGGAACCCAACCAGGAGACACGGAACCAAACGGACAGAAGUGUCUGUACAAGUACGGGGGCUCCGAUGGAUUGUACACUUAUGGCACUCACACCACUCCCAUUGCCCGUUACGUGGAUGAUAUCGACUUCACUUUUAUCCCCCAAUCUGAUGGCAGCUGUCAAAUUGAUGGACACAGCAAAUCCCAAACUCUUUCGCUUUUGGAUUAUGGCACCAAUUAUUGCAACGUCUUUAACCUGAUGGAUGGAUCCGGACUGACCCAAGAUCCCGGAUAUACGGAAACCUCCUCCAAUUCUGUUUGCACCCAAUAUUCGUCGGCGGAUUGUGACAUCUACUAACGACGCUGGGUCUUGAAAUUGAAAUAUAUCCCAAUUCCUGAAGCGA
Messenger RNA from Tigriopus californicus, 619 nucleotides. RefSeq lists its product as uncharacterized. NCBI's taxonomy places the organism in Eukaryota, Metazoa, Arthropoda, Copepoda, Harpacticoida, Harpacticidae. Bases 58 to 573 code for a protein of 171 amino acids. The record is from RefSeq and is a predicted model, not a curated record. The transcript is spliced from 4 exons.